AUGGAUGACGAUCCUCCAGAGGCCGGCUGGCAGAGUGAUGAUAUGAUUGUAACUCGUAAGGUAGCCAAGCAUGGCUUGCUAAGGUCUCUCGCCCCAACAACGGACGUCCGAUGUGUAACCCAGAUGAAACUGGCCCUCCUCCACGCUGCCCAGGGCCGGGUAGCCCAAAAGGGUAAUUGGAGUCGUAAGACUUUGAGGGCAACGAAGGAUCCUGGAUAUGGGCCACCCCCGUUGGUUCGUGAAAGUACCCAAGCUGAUGAUCGGGUCGGUCCUGAUUGCUGGGAUCGAGGCAAGACUGGACUCAGUGCAUUUGAGGGCACUUUGAGGGCAAAACAGAAAAAGAAAAACACUCCCGAGAGGCGCAGAUUGGCUGCUGCGAUGUGGGCAGCUGCAUCUCCCGGAGCAGCCAUGGCACUGAGUGGGGGUAUCCCUGAAUCGCAGGAAGCUUGUCCCAGCACUCAAGGCUCGCGAGGCGUUUGGUUGUCCCCUCCUCAGCGACCGUGGAUGGCUGGAGGUGCAGGUGGGGAGUUAGCCCGGUCGGUGGUCUCCGCUUGCGAUCGCUACCAUGGUUAG
Aspergillus sclerotioniger CBS 115572 is the source of this 573-nucleotide messenger RNA. RefSeq lists its product as uncharacterized. The record is from RefSeq and is a predicted model, not a curated record. The transcript has 2 exons. The coding region runs from base 1 to 573 and encodes 190 amino acids. Lineage: Eukaryota; Fungi; Ascomycota; Eurotiomycetes; Eurotiales; Aspergillaceae.